GGUUCCCGGCGCGGUGCAGGCUGGGAUAGCAUCCGGGUCCUCCGCUGAGGCGAGCGGCGAGCGGCGGCCGCGGCCCGUUCCCUGCCGGUGUUUCUCUCCCAGGCGGCAGCCCCCUCUCUCCGGCCGGCGCCAUGGCGAUGCAAGCGGCCAAGCGAGCCAACAUCCGGCUGCCUCCAGAAGUCAAUCGGAUCCUCUAUAUUAGGAACCUGCCAUAUAAAAUCACAGCGGAGGAAAUGUAUGAUAUUUUUGGGAAGUACGGGCCUAUUCGACAAAUCAGAGUUGGAAACACUCCUGAAACUAGAGGAACAGCCUAUGUGGUCUAUGAAGACAUCUUUGAUGCCAAAAAUGCUUGUGAUCACCUGUCGGGAUUCAACGUGUGCAACAGAUACCUUGUUGUUUUGUACUAUAAUGCAAACCGGGCAUUCCAAAAGAUGGACACAAAGAAGAAAGAGGAACAGCUUAAGCUUCUCAAGGAAAAAUACGGAAUUAAUACAGACCCACCAAAAUAAACUGAUCUUUUUGGAAAACUGUUCUCAAGCUCUGCCGUCAAGUUCAACUGUUUUCAAGCUCUGCCGCUGAGUUCUUGAACUAAAUAUAGAAUUCUCAAUGAAUAUAACUUUUUUUUUUUAAAUUUGAUAAGCUGUCAUUUGAAUCUUCAGAUCUUCACAUUAGAAUUAAAUAAAUGUAGAACACCGGAAGAUCUGCUUUAAGAUUAAACCCCCCUAAAUGGACAUGGCUCCUUUGUGUUGCACAGGUGACCUGACAAAUGCUGCAUAACCACAGCCCUGUUUCUAGCAGGACCUUUCGAGCUGGGACUGAGCAGGUUGAGCGUUUCACGCCUCCCGAAGUUCUGCCCAGACUCCAGGGCUGAUUUUAAGCCUGGCAGCCAGUUACGCCAAAAAGCUCAAGGGCCUCUGCGUGAGCUGCCUGCGCAGAGGUAAACUUCCCUUGCCACUUCCUGAAAAUGGGAGUAUUGCAACUAGUCUCCCUGCCACAGGGAUUUUUGUGCUUUUUAAAAAAAGAAAUAAGUAUGGCUUAAUACUUCAUCACGCCUGUGUAUUGUACACAAAUUAUUGCGUCUUUCUCCUGCCAGGAAUGUUUGAAGGAGCCUAACUCCAUUACGUGAUCCUUAGGCUGCUUCUUACUAGAAACAAAGCAAGCCCAAAUCCAUGUUUGUAACAAAGUUUCUUUUACAAACUAUAGAAAAUGAACGGCCUUUUAAAAGAAUCCAACUGCUUAGGUGACUUCAGUCAAAAUAUCUCAAGUAAUUGAGACAAAACUGAUGAGCUGCAGUAAAACAAUCUUGCUGUAAUAGUGCAUUGCUGCAGGGCUGACUUAAUGGUGUAUGAGAUCUUGAUUACGUGUACCAGGUUUGCACUGAGGUUAGUAGGAGCGACAGGAAUACAAUUCACGCCUUUUAAGUAGAGAACACCCGACCAAAACAAGACAGUGGACGAUGGUGGUAAUUUUAGAUACCUGUAGCGCAGUUGUUUUCUACUUGGUGUGUUUGAACUGUAAUAUAUUUAAUGUACAUAAAUUUUAGAUGUAGUAUCUGGUGGAGGAAAAACA
Harpia harpyja (harpy eagle) is the source of this 1569-nucleotide messenger RNA. RefSeq names its product splicing factor 3b subunit 6 (gene SF3B6). Gene Ontology annotation, molecular function: mRNA binding. Lineage: Eukaryota; Metazoa; Chordata; Aves; Accipitriformes; Accipitridae. Bases 132 to 509 code for a protein of 125 amino acids. Gene Ontology annotation, cellular component: cytoplasm; nucleus; ribonucleoprotein complex. The record is from RefSeq and is a predicted model, not a curated record. The transcript has 4 exons.